This is a messenger RNA of Leishmania mexicana MHOM/GT/2001/U1103, 1425 nucleotides long. RefSeq lists its product as hypothetical. The coding region runs from base 1 to 1425 and encodes 474 amino acids. Gene Ontology annotation, cellular component: cytosol; cytoplasm. NCBI's taxonomy places the organism in Eukaryota, Euglenozoa, Kinetoplastea, Trypanosomatida, Trypanosomatidae. The transcript has a single exon. The record is from RefSeq and is a predicted model, not a curated record. Gene Ontology annotation, molecular function: Hsp70 protein binding. Gene Ontology annotation, biological process: protein refolding.
AUGGUGAAGGAAACGGCCCUCUACGACGAGCUCGGCAUCUCGCCGGAUGCCACAGAGACACAGAUCCGCUCCGCCUACCGCAGAAAGGCGCUCCAGUAUCACCCCGACAAGAACAGUGGCGACCCGGCGGCGGCCGAGAAGUUCAAGAAGGUGGCGGAGGCCUACGAGAUCCUCAGCGAUGCGGAGCGGCGCAAGCAGUACGAUGCGUUCGGCCGCAACGGGCCUGGCGGCGCGGCAGGCGGCAGCGGUGGCUUUCCUGGGACCAGCUUUGGCCCGGGUAUAGACCCGAUGGACAUCUUCUCUUCCUUCUUCGGAUUUGCCUCCGGUGGCGGCCCUGGCGCGUCGCGUCCGCAGCGGCCAGCGAAGCCGUCGUUCAUCUUGGUGGAGCUGCAGUGCUCCCUCGAGGAGCUCUACUGCGGGACGGUAAAAGUGCUGCAGGUGCGUCGGCGGCGUCUCUGCCCCUCCUGCCACGGCCACGGCACGUCGAACGGCCGGUCACGCCCGGUGUGUCCGCAGUGCAGGGGGAACAAGACAGUCACGAAAGCGCUCAACUUCGGCGGCCUCACGGCAUACCAGCAGUGCCGCUGCGACCGUUGCGAAGGCCUCGGCAAGCUCCCCAUUCAGUUGCCAUGUGCGCGGUGCGGGCCGGUCUACGACGCGCACCAGCGUGCGCCACUGUCCGGUACCCGCAAGCCGGACCCCCUCCCCCGCGGUGUUGUUGUGGAAGAGAAGAUGAUCAAGGUGACGAUUGAACCAGGCACGGAGGACAGCGAUGCGCUGAACUACGUUGGCCAAGGUGACGAGCUGCCUGGCUUCGACGCCGUCGGCGACGUCCUCGUUGUCGUGGAGCAGCUGCCUCAUCCCCACUACCACCGCCUGAACAGCACGGAUCUGCUUCUUUCGAACUGUCGUGUGCCGCUUGGGUGCCUCUUCCAUGGCGCCUUCUCGAUCCCCAUCGAGCUGCUCGAUGGCCGUGUCGUGCGUCUGGCGACGCCGCUGCGGGAGAGUAACGUGCCGCACUUCCUCUUCGACUCACAGCACGUCUUUGUUGUGGACAACGAGGGCAUGCCACUGAAGGAGCGCAAGAGGGGCGGCGCGGCGGCCGACGCAAGCCAUGACGGCAGCGGGACCACUGACGGUGUGGCGCAUCGGAAGAAGGGCAAGCUGUACCUCUGUAUCAACGUCGUGUUUCCAAGCUCGCUGACACCAGCGCAGGUGGACAUCAUCAUGAAAGCCCUCGGCGGCAGCCGCGAGCGCGACCCUGCCGCCACUGGCGGAGAUGCAGGUCGAGUGGUAACGCUGCAGCCGCACCACGGCCCGGCGCCGAGCUGGUACAGGGUCGAUGCGGAGGGCAACGCAUGGUACCAGCCAAACGCACCGGCCACCGCCAAGAAGAAAAGGAAGGCUACCUCGACAAGGGCGUGA